Dendrobium catenatum is the source of this 7492-nucleotide messenger RNA. Its product is annotated as bZIP transcription factor 16. The record is from RefSeq and is a predicted model, not a curated record. Gene Ontology annotation, biological process: regulation of DNA-templated transcription. The coding region runs from base 6041 to 7054 and encodes 337 amino acids. Gene Ontology annotation, molecular function: DNA-binding transcription factor activity; sequence-specific DNA binding. NCBI's taxonomy places the organism in Eukaryota, Viridiplantae, Streptophyta, Magnoliopsida, Asparagales, Orchidaceae. Gene Ontology annotation, cellular component: nucleus. The transcript has 10 exons.
UGUCGACGUGUCCGUGUCCGUGCAUCAUAAAAAAUAAUCUAAGGUAUAUUAAACAAAAGAUCUAAAAAGCUACAGUUGUCCUAGAUAAGCCAAUAAGAAGUGAGGUUCAAAAACUUCUUUAAGUUGGGUUUAUUAAAGAAGUUCAAUAUAUUGAUUGGAUCUUGAAUAUGGUGAUGGUCGAAUGACAAAUGGAGAAUGUAUGUAGAUUUCAUUAUUUUAAACUUAACAUGUAUGAAGGAUGUACACCCCCUUCCUAAGAUUGAUGUGCUAGUCAACUUGGUAGUUUGUUUCUCUGAGCAUUCUUGAUACUUUUUUUGGCUGUAACUGGAUUAAAAUGCAUCCGGUCAAUUGGGAGAUGAAAACUUCCAUCUUUGUGGAUGAAUUAUAUUGUUAUGAAGUGAUAUCUUUCGGCAUAAGGCAUGUAGGGGUUACUUAUAAAAAGGGAUGUACUAUAAUGUUUAAGCAUCAUAAAGGAAGAAACAUCAAAGUCUAUGUGGACGAUUUGCUAGCAAAAAGCAAAACCUCGGAAUAACAUAUUAUGGAUUUGAAGGAGGCAAUCACAUCAUCGAUGAAGUUCAAUAUGCACCUCAAUCUAUCAAAGUAUAUAUUUUGGAGCUGGGUUCGAUGUAUUCUUAAGUUUCUUGUUCAGCCCUAAGGGGGCAAAAAUAAAUACAAACAAGAUAAGAACAAGUUUGGAAUGCCCUCCCCAAAAACAACUAAGGAGCUACAAAAGCUAACCGAGUAAAUUGUUGGGUUUAGUUGCUUCUUUUAGAAUUGGGAGAAAAGUGCAAAACAUUGUUCAAAAUUCCUAAAAUGCAAGUCAUUUUACAUGGAAUGAAGAAUGUGAAGAUGUUUUCCAAUAGUUCAACUUGUUCCUCUCAUAGUUGUCAUUGUCACAAAAUCUGUAGUUGGGGAGUAAUUUCUUUUAUAUCUUAGAGUAGGACAGGCUGUCAGCUCCCUAUUGUUUAGAGAGGGCUCUAAAAAAUAGUGACCUGUCAACUACGGAGCAUGAUCCUUUGAGGGAUUGAAUUGAGGUGUUCAAUGAUAAAAAUUUUAUUUUGGGCAGUAAUUGUCACUGCUUGACUACAGAUCGAAUUUUUAACACAGUCGAUUCAAAUUUUCGUCAUGAGAAGAAUCAUGGGCACAUAUGUUGUGAAGAUCAACUUCCAAAUCAACAACUAGGCUCAAUAUGAGGCACUAAUUUGUCAGAUUGGACUUUUUGUUGUAGGAGUUGGGGCUAAACAUCUAAUAUUUUUCUCAGACUCAACUCAUGGCGAGCUAAGUGAAUGUGCAAUUCGAAGUCAGGGAAGAUACCUUAUAGAGAUAUCUCUUUAUGGAAAAUGAAGAAACUGUUAAGUUUGAAUACUUAAACAUUGAACAAAUCCUAAGAAAGAAAAAUCAGCUCGCGGACUUGCUCUUAAAAAUUGAAGAUCUUGAUAGGAGACCAGCCUUGGAGUUGUCUCAUUCCAGCAUUGAAGAAGCAAAGGUUAGAAAUUUAAAAAAGAGAUCUUGUUGAAUUGGGUUGAUAAAACUUUAGAAUAUUUGAAGUCUUCGAAUAAAAACCGCCUAAUACCUACUCAUGAUGGUGAGUAGAUAGAAAGUCGGUCACCUCCACCAAUUUGAAAUGUAUGAAAGAGAUCAAAGUUGGCAAAAUUCUUGAAGAAAUUGAUUCAGGAGAAUGUGAGGGAGCCAUUUAAGAGGAAUAACGAUGGCACAUUAAAUCAACAAGGAUAUUUUUUGCUCAGAUUAGGGAAUGAUGUAGAAGAAAUCUUCAAAUAAAUCUGUGCAAUGUUAGAAAUUUACACCAAUGCAACUUCAACUUUCAGACAAGCUACAGCCAAUCUCUAGCCCAUGGCUAUCCCUACCUAGGGGAUGGAUUUGAUUUGUCUUUUUCAUCUAGUAAGUGUUCAGAGAAAGUUUAUUUUGAUGAUUGAUCAUUUCACAAAUUCUUAUUAAAGAAAGCACUGACAAAGGCAACAUCCGAAGUCAUUUGCAACAUCAUUUGGACCAACAAAAUUUUCUAAUAUGAGCUUCAUUGGUGAUAAUCCCUGACAAUGAACCACACUUUCUAGACAAGAAAAUCAAAGUCUUUUGUUAGAUUGAAGGAUUGCCAUUUGUUCUGUAGGCUUUAUGAGCAACACCUUCGUCAGCAAUUAACCAAACUCCUUUUGAAAUAUCACACAAGAUAGAACCCUACUCCUAGUCGAAUAUGAAUUACACAACAAGUUGUAGAGGACUCAAAUUUUGAAGAGGGAGAAUUGGAUGACUAGAGGGAUAAAAAUAAAAAAAGGGAUGAAAACUAUCUUGAAUCUUUUGUUGAAACUUAGAAUUUAGGCCUUAUGAGACAAGAAAAGGUUAAAUGGAUGGUGACAAAGUAUUACAAUUCAAAUGUUUGGGAGAAGAAAUUCAAUUUUGGGGAUUAGGUUUUGAGAAAAGUAGAUGCCACAACUCGACAAACAGUACUUGGGAUGUUAUGUUAUAUCUGGGAAGGACCUUACAUUAUUAAGAAGCAAGUCGGUCCAUGAGCAUAUUGGCUAUAAACAUAUAUAGGGAAGGAAGUCCCAAGAAUUAGGUGUGGAGAUGAUUUAAAAUUUUUUUCCCAUAACAUAAAAGUUUUUUCAUCGUCUUUGUAAAUAAUUAGAGCUUAUCUAUCGAUUCAUUUUCUCCACAAAAAAUAAAACUUUUUGCAUCAUUGAACUUACAAGUUUAACAAAGGAGAUUUGAAGAACUCGUCGGUUAAUUCAAAUCCAUUUUGUUCCGAGCUAAAUUGAUGAGCUUGGUGAACUAAGCCCUUUGUGAAACUCGAGGAACUAAACUCUCUAGGUGAUUUUGACAAGUAAAAGGGGAUAGGGGAAAUAUGUGAAGAUGUUAAUUGGAUCUAAGCUUGGAAUUUUAAUUUGAAUUCGCCCAACUUUAAACUUGAAGAGAGGUUUAUAACAACUAUAGAGAAACUUUUGCCUAUGUAAGAACUUAACAAGCCAAAGAUAAAACGUAGAAUAACUUAACUUUGGGAUUAGAAUGAUCUUGGAUUAGGGUCAAGUUUAAAGGCUUCGAGGGCAUUUAUUGCAUGGGAGUUAAUGCCCCCUAAUAAAUGGACAAUCUGUGCUUAACUAAGUUGCCUUUUCUCUUAAACAAUAGUCUUAAGGAAAACAUAUAUCUAAUGAACUUAAAAGCAAAUGUUCUAUAAUUCCCUUAGAAUAUUCAUUAUAACAAAAUUUUGAAUUUGCAUAACUUAAUAUCUACAUUUAAAUUCUUAUUUACUAUUUACUCUGAGGGAACAUUUUAAAAUUGCCAAAAACCAGCCUUACGAAUUUAACAAAGUUCAAGCAUUGCAUCUCAAUGUCUUAUAUAACUCUAAAACAAAAAGUCUAGCCAUAGAAUUUGGACUCCCCUUUUGCGAUAAAAUCCGUAUUGAGUAGAGAACCCAUCCUUUAUGUUAGGCGAGGUUAGAUGUUAUUCACAUAAAGAUCAAAGGUUUGGCGAAAAGUGAGGCUCAUUCAAGAAGAUGACUUAUUAGAGGUAUACAAGUCUUUUCUUAUAUGAUUUGGAUUCCAUGAAUGCUUCAGAGACCUUGGCAUUGGUCAUUGCACACUGCACCUGGCCUUUUUAAGUAUUAAGCUGCUCAAUAAGUUGCUUUAUAUUAUCACUUGUUACUUGUAGCUGAUAUUUUUAUGAUGCAGCAUUCAUCAUUUGAAGGGAAGUCUCUUUUAUCAAAUAAAUCGACCUUCAAAUCCUCGAUGAUUUGUAAUGAAGUUUCAUUUUCAUUCUUCAGAGUUUUUUUUUUUACUUAUCAACUUUUGAUUCUAUUUUUUUUUGUUGGAUUUCUUGUGGGAUCAUUAGAUAAUCUCUCGUAACCUUGAGCCAUCAAAAAGUUUUCUUGCGAACUCAUUGUAUUAAAUUUCAUUGCCACCAAGUGAAUCUUUGUUGACGCACAUCAUAAAGUUAAUUUCUUUGAGAAGAUUGGUGGGUUCAGAUUAGAGACUAUUAGGGAGACUUCCUCCUCAGGGAGUGCUCGGUCAAAAUUAAAAUGAUUGUGGGAGUAUCGCACUUUGCAUCCCACUUGAAGACACUCUUCUUCUCAGCAUUGUGAACAGAGGCUCUAAACUCAUUCGAUGGAUGAGCGACUUUAAAAGAAACCGGCUUUCUUUGCUCGGUAGUGUUACUCACAAUUAUCUUUUGCCUAAUCUCCUUUUCCCUUCUCUUGGUCAAAUCCUCAUUUGCCUUCUUCUAAAGAGUUGGCUUCACAUUCUCAGAAGGUCUAGCUAUAGGAGGGCGGAUUGGUGGGAGAUCGGUGGUAGUAGGGGUGAAGGACUUGAAUUUAUGGGGUUGUAGUUAUUGGAGGCUUGGAGCAUAAGUACAAUUUGGAGGAUCAACAAAAGGAACUGAUAAACUUGUUGUAACAUGAGCGACAAAAGAUGGAGAAGAAACAAACUCUAUGGGAAACUUCGCUUAUGUUGAGAAAUUGAGAUAGCCUGGCUAGAGUGGACUAUAAAAGUUUAGAAUAUCCACCGUCUCUGGCCAUAUGGCAAGUCACAAACCUAAUUGAAACUGGUCUCUUUAAAGCACAACUUAUCACCAAGCAAUGUAUUUGGGAACUCGCCUUAAGAAAUCAAACAGGGAAAUUCAUUUCAGUGAAACAAUAACCCAUGUGCAUAAUCUUUGUGUGGAAGGGCUUAAUCGCUGAAGUGUGGGCUUAUGCAGAUUCCUUGAAGGCCCAAGGGCUUUUCUUCUAAGCGGCAACCAACUAUCCAAAGUGAAUACAAAGACGGUCUUACAAAAUGCAGAGGUUCAGAGUAGAGAAACAAGAGAGAAACUUGUAGAGCAAAUGAAAGCUUAAAAGGUUCUCAAGGCCUCAGAGAUUAUUUGUAAGGGCGGGAGUGAUGUUUUUUGGGAAAUGUCAUAUCAAUUAUAUAUUUUAAUAUUAAAUUCAAAUAAAAAAAUUUAUUUCUCAUCAUUGUAGGACAUAAAAAGUAGUAAUAAAUUUAGAUAUUUUUUUUAUUUUUAAUUAAAGUGACUUUUAAAAUAAAUUGUAAUCAAAACCAAAUGACAUGCAGAAGCUGGUAUAUAAACAACAAAACAAGAGAUUUCAACAGAGUUCCUAUAUAAAAAUACCUAUUAUAUAGGAGCAAGAAAAUUCCUUAUGUCAUUCAAAGUUCUCUUACUAUUCAGCACUAAAGGAAAAUGUAAAAGCAGUAUCAUUUAUUACAUUGCGCCCUCACAAAGAAAAUUCCUUAUGACAUUCAAAGUUAUCAAGAGCAAAUUCCUUAAAAUUCACCGCCAAAUAAAAAUUUAAAAGCAAUAUCAAACAUUACAUAUGCAAAAGUGGCUGGCCUUCUAAAAAGAAGAGAGAGAAAGUCAUGGUGCAAAUGGAAGCGGAAAAGGUUCUCAAUUGCCUCAAAGAUUAUUUGUAAGGGAGAGAGCGUGAAGUUUUCAAGAAAUCAAUGCUAUUUUUUUAAUAUUAAAUAUCAAAUAAAAGAACUUUUCUCAUCAUUGCAAUGGAUAAAAAAUAGUAAUAAAUUUAGAUAUUUUUAAUUUUGAAUUGAAAUGACUUGAAAAAAAAUAGUAAUCAAAACCAAAUGACAUGCUGAAGUUGGCAUACUAACAACAAUUCAAAAUAUUUUUAAAAAUCCUCUUGACAGCGCUUUGUGUUUUUAAAAGCAAAUAUCAUUGCUAACGGCAGGCAUUGCGACCGCUGGCGACUGUUGCAGAUUGUUGCUAUUUUUGAUUGCUGCCACCACUGUCAUUGCACCACUGACAACUAUCGCCAUCAAUGCAUAAAUAAACAAAAAUAAUAUAGUUUUAUGUUACCAAAUAUGCUUUAUUUCAUGUUAAAUUAAAAAACAAAGGUGAUCCUAAACGCCCUCUUAAGUAAUAGAUUUCUUCACAUCCUUGUGUUUAUGAGGUGCUCUUAGCACAUUUGACAUGAUUCGGCUGUUUAAAUUGUACUUGCAGUACUAUGAUGAGAGGGCAAUUUUCAGAUUUGAAUUCUGAUCAGAAAACGGAGAGGAUUGUAUUCAUGCAAGCUUGAAAAAUACAUCUCAUGCCUCCUUAUGGAACACCACCUCCCUAUGUCAUGUAUCCACAUGGAGGAAUAUAUGCGCAUCCUCCGAUGGCUCCUGGUUCACUCCCAUUUAGUCCUUAUGCAAUGGCUUCUCCUAAUGGAAAUGCGGAAGCUUCUGGUGCUUUUCCUGGUAGUGAAGCUGAGGGAAAGUCUUCUGAAGGUAAGGAGAAAAGCCCAAUCAAGAGAUCAAAAGGAAGUCUUGGUAGUUUGAACUUGAUUACUGGAAAGAACAGUGAACUUGGAAAAAAUUCAGCAGCAUCAGGCAAUGGGGCAUACUCACAAAGUGGGGAUAGUGGAAGUGAAGCCUCAAGUGAAGGAAGUGAUGCCAAUUCCCAAAAUGAUUCUCCACAAAAGACUGGUGAUGCUCAAAAUUCUUCUGAUGCCAUAACACAUCAGAAUGGUAACUAUGCUCAUGGCACCACAGCUCAUGGUUUGCAAAAUGGAACUGCUCGUGGAUCUGCUCAAUCAAUGGUUGGUCAGACAAUGGCAAUUGUGCCUAUGCCAACAGGAACUGUUACUGGUCCGACUACAAACUUGAACAUAGGGAUGGACUUCUGGGGUGCAACAAACCCAUCAACCAUCCCUCCUAUUCAUGGUAAGGUCCCUGCAACUGCAGUUGCAACGCCCAUGAUUCCUGGUGCAACAUCAGAAUUAUGGAUGCAGGAUGAAAGAGAGCUUAAGAGGCAGAAAAGAAAGCAAUCCAACAGGGAAUCAGCACGACGAUCAAGGCUCCGUAAACAGGCGGAGUGUGAGGAACUGGCUCACCGGGUUGAAGUUUUGAAAGAGGAAAAUGCUUCUCUUAGAGCGGAGGUCAACAGGAUCAAGAAGGAGCAUGAACAACUUAUUUUGCAGAACGCAUCUCUCAAGGAAAGACUUGGGGAAAUUCCUAAGGGAACCAAAGAACUAAGUCAUGAAAAUCCUGCAGAGGAUUAUCUUGAGCAGAAUCUAGAUUCUGAUGGUAAAGGAAGAGAAGCAGAUGCUGGGCGGAAAUAAUGAUGUCCUUUCCUGAUACAGAAUUCUACUUUGAAAAGAAACUUGUUUCCCGGACCAGAAACCUGACAUAAUUAUUCUUAGUGAACCUGCAUUAUAAGUGUGUUGUAAAUGCAGAUUAUGAUUGAUUAAACUUGAUUGUUCUUAGUUAGUUGAAGUCAUGGUUCUGACCUUUCUGAGACUGGACCUGACUGAUCUUUUAACUGUCAGGUCCAAGCAUGACAUGAACCAACUUCCAUCCUUAUCUUUAAGCCCUUUUGUCAUUCGAAUUUUAUCUGUUAAUUAUGUAGGUCAUAAAACAUUGAUGUGGUCCUGUACUCCUCUUUUUUCUAGUGGGAGGAUGUAAUCUAUACUAAUCUGACAUUACUUAUGUCACUGCUAUGUGUUACAGAAAUUUCAUCUGUUCCUAAAUGUGUUAAAAAUUCACGCGUGUUUUAUUCA